Molecule: messenger RNA, 897 nt
Organism: Laccaria bicolor S238N-H82
Lineage: Eukaryota; Fungi; Basidiomycota; Agaricomycetes; Agaricales; Hydnangiaceae
Exons: 3
Coding region: 1-897 (298 amino acids)
Biological process (GO): tRNA wobble uridine modification
Cellular component (GO): nucleus; cytoplasm
Molecular function (GO): tRNA binding; S-adenosylmethionine-dependent methyltransferase activity
Source: RefSeq, a predicted model, not a curated record
AUGGCCCCUCGAACGCUAGAAACAGCAACGAUAGACGAAGACGCAGAUAUCUACGAAGAUAAAACUGUCCAUGCUGUAUAUGAUGCGAUAGCGAGCCAUUUUUCAUCUACAAGAUACAAACCAUGGCCAGUUAUUGCCGCAUUCCUGUCUGCCCCGCCAACAGGCUGGAUAGGUCUUGACUCGGGAACAGGGAAUGGGAAAUACUUGCCCCUACCACUGGAUCGGCCAGGCGACAUCUGGACAAUCGGGCUCGAUAGAAGUCGCAAUUUACUCACGAUUGCGAGAACUGCAGGGAAAGGCGAAGUAAUCAGAGAGGUAGUAUGGGGCAAUGUUCUCGAAAAUGGUUGGCGAAUAGGUGUAUUUGACUACGCGAUAUCGGUAGCUACAAUCCAUCAUCUUGCGACUCAGCAACGCCGAAUGAUUGCUGUCCAGGUGAGAGAGAACGGGUUUUGUGCUACUUUGGUUUAUUUUAGUCUCCCUCAGCGGCUGCUUCAGGCGGUUUCUCCUGACCACGGACGGAUUCUCAUCUAUGUUUGGGCGAUCGAGCAAGACGAAUUGUCGAAAAGAAAAGUGCUUGGUGAGCAAGAAGUUCUAGCGACGACAGGCAAAGACGUUAUGGUGCCAUGGGUAUUGACGAUACCGGCGACGCCAGGUCCAAUUCCGAGCCCUGGAGAGUCUGAGAACCGACCAGUGUACAAUCGGUAUUACCAUAUGUUUGCAAAAGGAGAACUUGCUGGAUUGGUGGUUGAUGCUGCUACGAGUCUUGGCUUGCAAGUCUCCGUGAAGCCGGACAAGACAGAGCAACCGCUAAGAGGGGUGGAGAUUGUUCAGGAUGGCUGGGAAAGAUCCAACUAUUACGUCGAGCUCCGACGUUGGACAAUUUUGGAGGCGUCUUAA